AUGGUUGACACCAAGGCCUCGAAGAAGCGCAAGGCAGUGACCCGCGAUGUUGAGGAGGAAGCGGGAGUGUUUUCUGGAGAUGAAUUGAAUGGAGGAGAUUUGGAUGGAGCGCUUUCUGAUAAUGCAAACGACUUGUCGAGUGACGAAGACAAUUCGGAAAUUGAAUUGAUUGAUGAUUUCAGUGAUGAUGAUGAUGAUGAAGAUGAGGAGGAAAUUGACAGUGACGAGAUUCCAUCUGAGGGAGAGGACAUGAAGAAUAAAAAGUCUAGCACUAAAAUUGCUGAGCGUGAUGGACCGACCACCGAGGACAAUGAAAGCUCCAGCGAGGAGGAGCAACCGAAUUUCCGCAUUGAAAAGGACGCCAAUGGAAAUGACCGUUAUCUCUACGAUGAGAUCAACCCCGAUGACAACUCGGAUUACUCUGAUGCUGACGAUAAUGCGAACACCAUUGGCAAUAUCCCGCUGUCUUUCUACGACCAGUAUCCUCACAUUGGCUACGACAUUAACGGAAAGAAGAUCAUGCGCCCUGCCAAGGGCGAGGCUCUCGACGCUUUGCUUGAUAGUAUUGAGAUCCCCAAGGGCUGGACUGGUCUUACGGAUCCUUCGACCGGAAAGCCCUUGGAGCUGAGCCAAGAUGAACUCGAAUUGUUGCGCAAGGUCCAGAUGAAUGAAAUUCCUGAAGAUGGCUACAACCAGUAUGAGCCAACCGUCGAAUGGUUCAGUAGUCAGCAGGAGAUUAUGCCUCUCAGCGCUGCUCCCGAACCAAAGCGUCGAUUCGUGCCCUCUAAGCACGAAGCCAAGCGGGUUAUGAAGAUCGUGAAGGCGAUUAGAGAAGGCCGUAUCCUUCCUUAUAAGCCACCAAAGGAGGGCGAUGAGGAAGAUAACGAUUUGAUCAACUAUGAUCUCUGGGCUGAUGAGGGAGAACAGCAUGAUCACCCUAUGCACGUUCCUGCUCCUAAACUUCCACCCCCCGGCUACGAGGAGAGUUACCACCCACCUGCCGAGUAUCUACCCGACAAGAGGGAACGGAAGGCCUGGGAAGAAGCAGACCCAGAGGACCGGGAGAGAGAAUAUCUCCCGAAUGACUUUGCCUCUCUCCGGAAGGUUCCUGGAUAUGAGAACUUUGUCAAGGAGAAGUUUGAGCGUUGCUUGGAUCUCUACCUUGCUCCUAGAGUUCGCAGGAGCAAAUUGAACAUUGAUCCCGAGAGCCUUCUCCCCAAGCUACCCAGCCCUGAAGAGCUGAAGCCGUUCCCAACCGCCUGUGCUGCGAUGUUCAGAGGACACAAGGGCCGUGUGCGUACCCUUUCCGUUGACCCCACCGGUCUUUGGCUCGCCACUGGAGGAGAUGAUGGAACCAUCCGAGUUUGGGAACUUCUCACGGGUCGCCAGCUGUGGAGUGCGAAGCUGAGUGAAGAGGACCCGGUCAAUGUGGUCCAAUGGAGACCUGGCAAGGAUGCUGUUAUUCUUGCCGCUGCCGCAGGUGACGAUCUUUUCCUUUCUGUACCUCCUAUUGUCGACCCAGAAAUUGAAAAGGCCAGUCUUGAGCUUCUUGAUGCAGGAUGGGGAUAUGCUGCCUCAAUUCCACCCCCAACUGGCGCGGAGGCAAACAAGAAGAACACGCCUCCUCAAUGGAUACGUCCGUCGUCUUCGCUCGCGGACUCUGGAGUGUGUGUCGUCAUUCCCCUCCGGUACGUGGCCAAGUCUAUUUCGUGGCAUCGUCGCGGUGACUACUUUGUUACUGUAUGCUCUGGUGCAUCUACUCCUGCUUCAGUGGCCAUUGCCAUCCACACCGUUUCCAAGCACUUGACCCAGUACCCCUUCCGCCGACGCAUCAAGGGUGGUGGACCUCCCCAGACAGCUCACUUCCACCCGUCGAAACCGAUCCUCUUUGUCGCAAACCAACGGACAGUUCGCGCGUAUGAUCUCUCUCGUCAACUUCUCGUCAAGAUCAUCCAACCUGGUGCUCGCUGGAUCUCCUCAUUCGAUAUUCACCCCACAUCCUCCACCGCUUCUGGCGGAGACAACCUCAUUGUUGGAUCUUACGACCGUCGCCUCUUGUGGCAUGAUCUUGAACUUUCCCAGCGCCCUUACAAGGUUUUGCGGUACCACCGCAAAGCUAUCCGUGCUGUUAAGUACCAUCCCAGUGGCCGUUAUCCCCUGUUCGCCGAUGCCAGUGACGAUGGCUCCAUCCAGGUCUUCCAUGGUAGUGUCACGGGUGACAUGCUCAGCAAUGCCACUAUCGUCCCUCUCAAGGUCCUCAAGGGCCACAAGAUCACAGGUGAACUCGGUGUGUUGGAUAUUGACUGGCACCCAAGAGAAGCAUGGUGUGUUAGUGCAGGUGCGGAUGGAACUUGUCGUUUGUGGAUGUAA
Aspergillus wentii DTO 134E9 is the source of this 2370-nucleotide messenger RNA. It is a transcript of the gene erb1, whose product is annotated as ribosome biogenesis protein ERB1. Gene Ontology annotation, cellular component: PeBoW complex; preribosome, large subunit precursor. Gene Ontology annotation, molecular function: protein binding; ribonucleoprotein complex binding. The transcript has a single exon. NCBI's taxonomy places the organism in Eukaryota, Fungi, Ascomycota, Eurotiomycetes, Eurotiales, Aspergillaceae. The record is from RefSeq and is a predicted model, not a curated record. Gene Ontology annotation, biological process: ribosome biogenesis; maturation of LSU-rRNA from tricistronic rRNA transcript (SSU-rRNA, 5.8S rRNA, LSU-rRNA). Bases 1 to 2370 code for a protein of 789 amino acids.